This is a messenger RNA of Pangasianodon hypophthalmus (striped catfish), 1197 nucleotides long. It is a transcript of the gene mpdu1a, whose product is annotated as mannose-P-dolichol utilization defect 1a. The transcript is spliced from 7 exons. Bases 50 to 796 code for a protein of 248 amino acids. Gene Ontology annotation, biological process: oligosaccharide biosynthetic process. The record is from RefSeq and is a predicted model, not a curated record. NCBI's taxonomy places the organism in Eukaryota, Metazoa, Chordata, Actinopteri, Siluriformes, Pangasiidae.
CACACACACACACACACACACACACACACACACACACUUACCUGCAGCCAUGGCAGAAGAGCAGAUUUCUCCUCUGAAGGAUUUUCUUAUCACUUACAUCAUGCCAGAAAAGUGUUAUGAGCAUCUGUUCCUCAGUCUGAACCUGACACACGGGCCGUGUCUGAAGAUUGUGCUGAGUAAGAUCUUGAGUGUGUGGCUGCUGGGAGAACUCAUAGCGCCGGUGCUACAGAUCUGGGUGGUGGUGCAGGGCGGCAGUGCUGAGGGUCUCAGUUUGGUGUCUGUGCUUCUGCAGCUGCUCGCAGUCUCGGCUCACACAGCGGCCUGUAUACUACACACAUUCCCCAUCGGGGCCUAUGGAGAGAGUGUGUUUGUGUUGGUCCAGUGUGUGCUGCUGGUUUUCCUUAUCCAGUAUUACAAAGGCAAUACCAUAUCAGGUUGUGUUCUCCUCAGUGUGUAUUCCGGUGUGAUGUACCUGUUGACCUCAGCUCUGAUCCCUGAGGUCGUUGUCAUGACGAUGCAGGAGUGGAGUGUGCUGAUCAUCAUCACCAGCCGGUUGAUCCAGGCAGGCUGUAAUCUGAACAGUGGUUCCACGGGGCAGCUCUCUCGUGCAAGUGUGUUUUUGGUGUUUCUGGCAUCUCUGGGACGUGUCUUCCGAUCCACACAGGAGUCUCACUCUCUCCACUCUCAGGCCUGUGUUCUGUCUGCGUGCUGCUCUCUGCUGCUCCUCAUCCAGAUUCAGAUUUACCCAAAACCUCCAACGAGCAGAGAGACGACAAAGAGGAAGAAAGAGGAAUAGAGAGAGGGAGAGAGAGAGAGAGAGAGAGAGAGAGAGAGAGUUGUCUAUGAUUAAUUAAUGAGACGUCAUAAAUGUACCUCACUGUCCACAAACAAACGCAGCUCAUUCUGUGUUUUAUAAACUGUUACUUCUGUAAAAAUACCUCAUGCUUUAAAGAUAAAAAUAAAACUUUCUUUCUGAAAGUAUGGAAGAUAAAGUUCAAAAACACAUGUGAAGCACUGAAUCUGUGAUGCGAGUGACACACAGGUGUGAGAACGCUGAAACUUUCAUGUAAUUCUUUUAUGUUGAAACCAAAUCUUUCUUCAUUUGAAGAUUGUGAACUUUAACCACACUUUAAAUUCUAAAACUUUAUUUCUGGUCGAGAUGCAAAACAGAGACGUGUAUAUUUCAACUCGGAAUUU